UAAACACACUUCCGGGAUGUAGCCAGGGUUUCCAACGUCUCGUUUUCCAGCGUCACGUCGUUUUUCUUGACAAUGUCUCCCCCUCCCGUCUCGCUCUCUCCUUCGCCUCCUUUUUUUUUUCACCUCUCCCCACUCGGUGUCUCGUAGUUUAAAAUGGCGGCGUUGAGCAGCGCCGAGUCUCCACCGGCCGUCUUUAACGGAGAGACGAUGGCGCACGACGCGGAGCGGGAUCCGGGGACCGGACUGGAGGCGCUGGGCGCGGGGUUCAGCUCGGUGUGCACGGCGUGUUCCGCGUCCGCCGAGGCCGAGCAUCGCCACGACAUUCCCGAGGAGAUAUGGAAUAUCAAACAGAUGAUUAAGCUGACUCAAGAACACAUAGAGGCACUUCUGGACAAGUUUGGUGGUGAACACAACCCUCCAUCCAUAUACCUGGAGGCUUACGAAGAGUACACCAGCAAACUCGAUGCUUUGCAACAGAGGGAGCAGCAGCUACUGGAGGCUAUUGGGAAUGGCACAGAGUUCUGCUCCUCCCCGACUCCAGCACCACUGGAUGGCAGGUUGGGUGUGACCCAAAGUUUGGCUGCAACCCCCAACACCUUGGCUGUGAUGCAGACCCCGUCGGACGCCACCCGUGCUAACCCACGUUCGCCCCAGAAACCCAUCGUCAGAGUCUUUCUGCCAAAUAAACAGAGGACAGUGGUUCCAGCUCGUUGUGGAAUGACCGUGAGGGACUCGUUAAAGAAGGCUCUGAUGAUGCGAGGUCUGAUCCCUGAAUGCUGUGCUGUCUACAGGAUUCAGGACGGAGAGAAGAAGCCCAUUGGCUGGGAUACAGACAUCUCUUGGUUAACUGGGGAGGAGCUUCAUGUUGAGGUUUUAGAGAAUGUUCCUCUGACAACCCAUAAUUUUGUGAGGAAGACCUUCUUCACGUUGGCCUUCUGUGAUUUCUGCCGGAAGCUGCUUUUCCAGGGCUUCCGCUGCCAGACAUGUGGCUACAAAUUUCACCAGCGCUGCAGCACUGAGGUGCCACUCAUGUGUGUCAACUACGACCAGCUUGAUUUAUUAUUGACAUCCAAAUUUCUGGUGCACCACCCAAUCACUCAGGAAGAGGUGUCCUCAGAGGGCACCACCCCUGUGUCAGAGGUGUGUCCAUUUAUCCCACCAUCUGACUCCACAGGGUCACUGUGCCAUACAAGCGUGUCCCCGUCCAAAUCCAUUCCCAUCCCUCAAAGUUUCCGGCCAGGAGAGGAAGACCACCGUAACCAGUUUGGACAGAGAGACCGCUCUUCUUCAGCCCCCAAUGUCCAUAUCAACACAAUCGAGCCAGUCAACAUAGAUGACUUAAUUCGUGAUCAAGGUUUACAGAGGUCUGAUGGAGGCUCCACCACUGGACUUUCGGCCACACCCCCUGCCUCCUUACCUGGUUCCCUAACCAAUGUGAAGGUGCCACAGAAGUCACCGUGCCAACAGCGGGAGCGCAAAUCGUCGUCGUCGUCAUCUGAGGACCGCAAUAAAAUGAAAACAUUGGGCCGACGGGACUCCAGCGAUGACUGGGAGAUUCCAGAGGGUCAGAUCACUCUGGGUCAGCGGAUAGGAUCCGGCUCAUUUGGAACUGUCUACAAGGGAAAGUGGCAUGGUGACGUGGCAGUCAAGAUGUUGAAUGUCACUGCUCCCACUCCUCAGCAACUACAGGCCUUUAAGAAUGAAGUAGGGGUCCUCAGGAAAACACGUCAUGUCAAUAUCCUGCUCUUCAUGGGCUACACUACCAAGCCACAGCUGGCCAUAGUGACACAGUGGUGUGAAGGCUCAAGCCUCUACCACCACUUACACAUUAUUGAGACCAAGUUUGAGAUGAUCAAGCUAAUCGACAUCGCCCGCCAGACCGCCCAAGGCAUGGACUACCUACAUGCCAAGUCUAUCAUUCAUAGAGACCUGAAGAGCAACAAUAUCUUCUUGCAUGAGGAUCUGACGGUUAAGAUCGGUGAUUUCGGUCUGGCUACAGUGAAGUCACGUUGGAGUGGAUCACACCAGUUUGAGCAGUUGUCAGGCUCAAUCCUGUGGAUGGCUCCUGAGGUGAUCCGACUGCAGGAUAAGAACCCGUACAGCUUUCAGUCAGAUGUCUACGCUUUUGGUAUCGUCCUGUAUGAGCUCAUGUCAGGGGCAUUGCCUUAUUCCAACAUCAACAACAGAGACCAGAUCAUCUUCAUGGUGGGCCGAGGUUACCUCUCCCCUGACCUGAGCAAAGUGCGCAGCAACUGCCCCAAAGCCAUGAAGAGACUUAUGGCUGACUGCUUGAAGAAGAAAAGAGAGGAGCGACCUCUUUUCCCUCAGAUCCUCGCCUCUAUUGAGCUCUUGGCACGCUCACUACCCAAAAUCCACCGCAGCGCCUCAGAACCGUCCCUCAACCGUGCUGGCUUCCAGACGGAAGACUUCAGUCUGUACGCUUGCGCCUCGCCAAAAACACCUAUUCAGGCUGGAGGCUAUGGAGAGUUUUCGGCUUUUAAGUAGUGCUGUCGACUCAACGCUCAUCCCUGGUCACUUUUUCAGCCGUCUUGUGUUCCUACAGUGGGUUCAUCCUUAAAACCG
Molecule: messenger RNA, 2583 nt
Organism: Tachysurus fulvidraco (yellow catfish)
Lineage: Eukaryota; Metazoa; Chordata; Actinopteri; Siluriformes; Bagridae
Gene: braf
Product: B-Raf proto-oncogene, serine/threonine kinase
Exons: 19
Coding region: 154-2505 (783 amino acids)
Biological process (GO): protein phosphorylation; signal transduction
Cellular component (GO): plasma membrane; mitochondrion; cytosol
Molecular function (GO): ATP binding; protein kinase activity
Source: RefSeq, a predicted model, not a curated record